CUGAUUUUGCUGCUUGUCUGGGCCUGGAGCUGAAACCCAGCUGAGGCCUAGAUGUCAUCUCCAGGGGUUAAUGCUUAGGGGAGUAGUCCUGCAAAGGCUUGUAGUUUUGCCCAUUGCGAGGUACCUGGGGCUCUUGUGAUGGUGACCCUCUGUACCUGGCCUGUUAUUCCCACUCUUCAUGCCUAACUACUUACUACUGAGGGAGGCAAACAAAGAAGAGUUUCAGACUAGAGCCUGAACCCAUUGAAGGUAUCAAGUACAUUUCCAAGAAAUGUGUGAAAUGCUAUGAUUGAUUUAGCUGACCGAAGAAAAAAGUAUCAAGCCUUCUUAGGGCAGCAUGUUUAGGAAGGUGUGUGGGAGCACAGAGUGGGAAGUCAAUAAAUAUGCCCAGUGAGAGAAGGAGGUUUGGAGUUAUACAUGCCAGGGAUUGCUGGUGCCAUUUGCUGAGAUAAAGACUCAGAAGGGGCAGGUUGUGGGAAGGAAGCGAUGAGUUCAGCUUGAGCCAUGCCAAGUCUGAGGUGCUUGUGGGACAUCCGUGCAGAGGCAAAGUGGUAGGUGGUUCUCUGAUCAAGAGGAGCUCAGGAGCCAGGCCUGAGCUAGACGCAAAUAGAUGUUCGAGAUGCGACCUGCAGGGCAUGUGGAGGGAGGGUAGGCUUUCAUAAAGAGGUUCCUUCCGACCUUUCUAAGGUUUUACCCUUACUUUCUCCUAGCACCCCUCACGAUCUGAAAUAGAAGCUCCCAGAUGUUCAGGUUCGGACAAUCUUCCAAUAGAAAACAUUCUUUUUUACUCACUACUUUUUUCUACCCUCAGCACUGGAGAAAACGCUGCUUGUCAUCCAAUGGGCCGCUGGGGCUUAAUUAUGAACGCCUCACCACGAAAAAUAACUCCCAAAGGCAGGGCAUGGCAGGUCAGGGCUGGAACAGCUGUGGCCCCACGCUAACCUCCUGCCUCUCCAAGUUGGUUCUCCAGACUUGGGCGGAGCCGCUGCCCCACCAAUGGCGCAGUGGGGCGGGGACGGCGCGGAGAAGGGUGGUCCGGCUGGUCCUGAAGCCUAGCAGGACGCCUGGCUCCGGCACAGGUAGCUGUCGCGGCCAUUUUGGUUGUGGGCUGGCGACCAAGCAACCUGGAGACCCUGGGCUGACAUCAUCUGGGCAAAACUACGUAGGUUCCAGGUUCGUGAGGCCGCGUUGCCGCCAUUUCUUAAGAAGAGGUCCUCCAGUCCCGAUUCUCUGUGUGCCUUCAGCAACCAGCUUCCAGCCACCUGCGUGGUCCUCGGGGAAGCCUCUGCCUGCUUCCCCGGCCUUACUGACAGCUCCCCGAAGCUGGGUCGCGCGGGCCGGGCCGGCGUUCCGAAGCACGUGAGGCCCGGCGGACCGAGGGACAGCGCUGGCCUGUCUCCGGGGCUGGCACUUCCCAUGGCGCCACCUCCGGCCCCCUUCUCCGCGCGUGAACCAGAGGGGGCCGCGCGCGAGGGGAGGAGCCGCAAGCCUGUGAGCUUCGCGGACGUGGCCGUGUACUUCUCCCCGGAGGAGUGGGGGUGUCUGCGCCCUGUGCAGAGGGCCCUGUACCGGGACGUGAUGCGGGAGACCUACGGCCACCUGGGCGCGCUCGGUGAGAGCCCCACUGUUCACUUGGGUGCACAUCCCCAUCCACCCUGCCCAGCCUUCGGGCUCUGCACGGGGAGUGUGACUUCUUCGGUCCCGGACGUCGGGACAGUCGGGACUGCGGGGUGGGCGGUGACCCCUCGGCAGCGUUUGUGUUCUUCUCCACCAGGAUUCCAAGACACCAAGCCGGCCCUCAUCUCCUGGAUGGAGGAAGAGGCUGAACUGUGGGGUUCAGAUGCCCGAGAUCCGGAGUUGGGAGAGUGUCUGUCAGAAGACACAGCAGGUUCCAGAAACAAGGAAGAGAAAGGACAAAGAGAAGGCACCGAGGCACUGGAGAAGAUCCUUUCUAUGGACACUUGGCCUCUUGGGCUGAAGGCUCUCAAACCCCUUUCUGCUGGGCUCCCUUAUAGUGUGGAACAAUCAUCCAAGGUGCCUCACCGGGGUCGCCCCCCACUGUUUGCCCAUCCCCCUGUUCCAAGGGCAGAUCAGCGUCAUGGUUGCUACCUAUGUGGGAAGAGUUUUGCCUGGCGCUCCACAUUGGUGGAGCACCUGUACACCCACACUGGUGAGAAGCCCUUCUCUUGUCCUGACUGUGGCAAGGGCUUUGGCCAAGCCUCCUCUCUGAGCAAGCACCGGGCCAUUCACCGUGGGGAGCGGCCUCACCGCUGCCCUGACUGUGGCCGGGCGUUCACCCAGCGCUCUGCCCUUAUCACCCACCUACGGGUCCACACGGGUGAGAAGCCAUACCGCUGUGCUGACUGCGGCCACUGCUUCAGCCAGAGCUCUGCCCUCUACCAGCAUCAGCGGGUACACAGUGGCGAAACCCCCUUCCCCUGCCCAGACUGUGGCCGUGCCUUUGCCCAUGCCUCCGACCUUCGGCGCCAUGGGCGCACCCAUACAGGCGAGAAGCCCUACCCGUGCCCAGACUGUGGGCGCUGCUUCCGACAGAGCUCCGAAAUGGCAGCCCACCGGCGCACCCACAGUGGGGAACGCCCCUACCCCUGUCCUCAGUGUGGCAGGUGCUUUGCCCAGAAGUCAGCCAUGGCCAAACACCAGUGGGUCCAUAGGCCUGGUGCUGGGAGACGCAGGGGUCAGGGUACGAGUGGGUUGCCUGUACCUCUAUCCCCUGGGCGAGGGAACCUAGACCCACCUGUGGGCUUCCAGCACUACCCAGAGAUAUUCCAGGAAUGUGGGUGAUAGCCUCAAAGGUGAAAAGAGAAAGCGUGAGGACCUGAACAUUUCCUGAGGCCCAAGCUGGAAUAGGUAUUCAACUUCUGGGAAGUCCAGGGAGGUCAUAGAAUUCCUUGUAAGAGCUGGACCUGGGGGGGUGAGAACCAUCUUAUUUUAGGCCCUCACCAGCUUGAUGUGCUGACACCUCAUUCUUUACUGUCCUAGACUCUAGAAGUCCCCUUUACUGAGUUAGGGCUGGGCUGAGAACCCCCCAGUAGGCCUCCGUUGUGGGAAGAAAAGGCUGUCAGCUUCCAUGUGUUAAGAGGAUUGAGGUAGAAGGAAACCUUGUUUUACCCAUUGUUUUUUUUACUGCAGGGGUUAAUAACUGAUGGCCAUGUACUGAAUCUGGCCUAUAGCUGUCUUUUUAUUUAUUUAUUUUUUUGGUUGAGUCAGAAUUUUAAAAAGUUAUAAAUUACUGGUUAAGCUCUCAUACAAAAAUCCAGGUUUCUGACUUCUGAGAAGUUCAAAAGAUUUGGCAGCUCUCUCUAAGCUCCCACAAAACCACAGUUGGUGGAGCUGGGGGCAGCUGUCCCCUUUGCUUAGCAAGCUCACUGCUCCACAUCAGCUCCUGACCAGCAUCAGCUGGCACUCGUGGUCUGACCAUGUCUCUGGCAAAGCAGGCCCUCUUCAUCUGGUAUUUCUGCUCUUUUACAGGACCUUUUGGGCUCCUGUGGUCACUGGAGUUUGCAAACCACUGCAUAUAGCAUUCAAGUUUUCCCAAAUCAGGGAUUCAGGUAGAGAGCGUAUAUGUGAAAGGGUGGCAAGAACAAAGUAAAAGGCUUUAUUUUAGAGCUUGCUCGCAUUGUAUUUUAUUGUUAACAAAGUACUGUCUUGUCCAUAAACUCAUUUCACCCUCAUAACUGCCCGAGUAGGGGAGCAUCUUGCUUGGAAGAGGCAGUCACACGGAAUCUUUUCCCCCAAACCAGUGGCAUCUCUGCUGUAUCACAGCACUGCUUUCAGCUGGCCAGCAGUUCCUGGGUCUAAAGGAGAAGGCCCUGAGAGCACCCUGCAGCCCUCUUUGGGCCUCCCUGGGAGAGCCCUAUGGCUCAGGCCUUAUCUACCCUAGACCCAGUCAGCAGGGCCAGCCUCAUCACAUUGGAGAACUGGAAGGGAUCUGAACUUUUGCAGUUGGGGACACUGAAACUGGGGAAGGCUAAGCAACCUGUCCAAGGUCACACGCACGGAUGGUAAGGUCUUGGUUUACUGCUCUCUUUACCACACCAUUCGUGAAUUUCUUGCCAGUGUCUCAGCCAGGAUUCUGGAGGCAUCUGCCAUUCCCUAUGAGGGCACCCAGGUACUGACCAGAACUGGGGACUGACCAGCCCAGGGUCAGUGAAGCCCAGGUGUAAGAUAAGUGACAAAACAGCCACAUGGCAGACCAAGGCAAGGCAGCAACCAACCUGAGAGUUCAGGGCAAAUGAGCAAAGCCUGAUCUUCACUCUCUUCAGGUGCCCACCAUUGUGAACUGAGGAACUAGCCCAGGAACACUGGGAUUAGUAGCCAGAGGGAACUGUACUCAUCUGUAUUCCCAAGCUCUGUACACAUUCUUUCCCCUCUCACCAUGUGAGUACAUUAUACAGCUAUUAUGAUUUCCUUUGUGGUUAGAGCCCAACCUUGUCCAGGUGAUGGAAGCAGCCAGCCCUGGGCAGACCCUGUCCUGCCUCUGGUCAGGAUGCCCCUUGACUUGAGGAGUAGCAGAGGAUGUGUCCUCUGCAGGCCUGUGUGCACUUGCCUUCUUUACUGAACUCAGCCUCUUGUCUGGCCUACCUUAGGGAGGAAGAAACCAGAUUUGUCAACCUGGAGAAACUUCUAAAGAAAAAGGUAGAAGAUUCGGGGAAAAGACACUGUUCAGGUGAAGUAAUGAACUGAGUUGAUUCCCCAUCCUAAACUUUUCUGGGAGGAUUGGCUUGUGUGCCACCAAGUGGGACAUGGUGAGAGAGGAGGCACAUUGGUAGUAUGAACUACCUAUGUACCAGCUUUUAAUUCUCUAGAGAAGCCAGUGUACAACCCUUCCCAUCCUCUAACUCUCAGGACUGUCUGGGGAAAGCCCAGCUUGAAAUGCUAGUUUUCAGCUCAGACUCAAAGCCAGAUCUGGAUCCUACCCUCAGCUUGCCAAUUAAAGGUGCUAUAAUUACUA
Messenger RNA from Phyllostomus discolor (pale spear-nosed bat), 4972 nucleotides. Its product is annotated as zinc finger protein 764. Gene Ontology annotation, cellular component: nucleus. Bases 1417 to 2802 code for a protein of 461 amino acids. Gene Ontology annotation, biological process: regulation of transcription by RNA polymerase II; central nervous system development. Gene Ontology annotation, molecular function: RNA polymerase II cis-regulatory region sequence-specific DNA binding; DNA-binding transcription factor activity, RNA polymerase II-specific. Lineage: Eukaryota; Metazoa; Chordata; Mammalia; Chiroptera; Phyllostomidae. The transcript is spliced from 3 exons. The record is from RefSeq and is a predicted model, not a curated record.